Macadamia integrifolia is the source of this 1500-nucleotide messenger RNA. Its product is annotated as metacaspase-5-like. Bases 88 to 1365 code for a protein of 425 amino acids. Lineage: Eukaryota; Viridiplantae; Streptophyta; Magnoliopsida; Proteales; Proteaceae. The transcript has 2 exons. Gene Ontology annotation, molecular function: cysteine-type endopeptidase activity. Gene Ontology annotation, biological process: proteolysis. The record is from RefSeq and is a predicted model, not a curated record.
GGCGUUUUUCCUGUUGAAAAGAAGACGAUAGGAGACGAGAGAAGACGAGAGGCGGAAUCGGAAUCAGAGAAGAAAUUGAGAUCGAAGAUGGCGAAGAAGGCGGUUCUGAUUGGAUGCAAUUAUCCAGGAACGAAGGCGGAGCUGAAGGGAUGCAUCAACGACGUCCGACGUAUGUACGGAUGCCUCAUCGAACGCUAUGGAUUCGCCGAAGAAGACAUCACCGUCUUGAUCGACACCGAUCACUCCUACACUCAGCCCACCGGCAAGAACAUCCGACGUACCCUCGACAAUCUCAUCGGCUCUGCCAAACCUGGAGAUUACCUCUUUGUCCACUACAGCGGCCAUGGAACCCGUCUCCCUGCCGAAACAGGGGAGGAGGAUGACACCGGCUAUGACGAAUGCAUUGUCCCUUGCGAUAUGAAUCUCAUUACAGACGUCGAUUUCAGGGAAUUAGUGGACAAAGUCCCAGAACGAUGUCGGAUAACGAUUGUGUCAGAUUCGUGCCACAGUGGUGGCCUAAUAGAUAAGGAAAAGGAACAGAUCGGGGAGAGCAGCAAAACUGCCUCCCAUGAAUCAGAUUCUGGUGGCUUUGGGUUCAGACAGUUCUUAAAACAAUCGGUUGAAGACGCAUUAGAGUCUCGUGGAAUUCAUCUCCCUUCAGGGGAUCACCAUCGCCACCGUCAGCAUCAUCGCGAUGUUGAUCGAAGUGUAGCCGAGCCCCAAUACACAGAGAGUGGCCACCGCAUUAAGAGCCGGUCUCUGCCAUUGUCUACUCUGAUAGAGAUACUGAAGCAGAAGACUGGCAAGGAAGACAUCGAUGUGGGGAAACUGCGACCGACCCUGUUCGACAUCUUUGGCGAAGAUGCAAGUCCGAAAGUGAAGAAGUUCAUGAAGGUCAUCAUGAACAAGCUGACACAUGGUGAAGGAGGAGAAGAUGGAAAUGGCAGCGGCAGCGGCAGCGGUGGGUUCCUAGGUAUGGUUGGGAGUCUGGCACAGGAGUUUCUGAAGCAGAAGUUGGAGGAAAACGAUGAGGAUUACGUGAAACCUGCAAUGGAAACAGAGGUGUCUAGCGAACAGGAAGCUUACGCAGGAGCCAAAAAGCAGACACUUCCUGAUAAUGGAAUUCUGCUAAGUGGGUGCCAGAGUGACCAAACAUCUGCGGACGCAACCCCUCCAGGCAAUCCUAAUAAAGCAUAUGGUGCUUUCAGCAAUGCAAUCCAGACUAUAAUUGCUGAAUCCGAUGGAGCAAUUACCAACCAGGAGCUAGUGUUGAAGGCUAGAAGAAUGCUCAAGAGCCAGGGAUUCAGUCAACGACCCGGACUUUACUGCAGCGAUUAUCAUGUGGAUGCUCCUUUUGUUGCUUGAUUAAUACUUCAUUGGAUUUAAAACAAAGAGUCUCUGGGUGUACCUGUGCUGGAUUUUUGGGACUGCUUGUCUUUGUCAGGUCAUGUGCUUGAAUAAGAAGAAAGAUUGAAUGGACAAGAAUUAUUGCCGGGAAAA